GAGAUAAUUGUGCUAAUGAUGUUUCUUGUAUUUCCAGGACAAGCGAGAUGUAUGUCGCACGAUCGGUUAAUGGUCAUUCAGCCGAGUCGCUUCCAGUGGCACAAGAUGAAGGAUUACCUCCACUUUUACACUUUGCUUACUGGCAUUCCCGUCGUCAUCACGAUCACCCUGGUUAAUGUGUUCAUCGGCCCUGCCACGCUCCAGGAGAUCCCUGAGGGUUACGUUCCGAGGGAAUGGGAGUACCUUCAGCAUCCGAUUAAGAGAUUCCUCCAGCGCUACAUCUUCCCGUCGCAGCAGCAGGAAUACGAGAAGUUCCUGCACCACAUGUACCACGAGAACCAGCUGAGGAAAGUCAGGAAACUCGAGUAUCAGGUAAACAUGGCGAUGGGCACCCGUCGGGAUUACAGGAGCCAAUACUUCAAGGAGUUCUACGGCUCCAAGUAUCUGUACGCGUACAGAGAGACAAUAGACAAGAGGGUCGCACUUGAGGAGUGAACCUGACUUCAUUCUGCUUGUAAUGAGAGUUUUUGAUUGGGGGAGCACCGUGGGAGCUGGUGGAAAUUAUUCGGACGGGUGUAGAUACGUAGAUCUCGUGCUCUAGGACUUCGGUUAACUGCCUGGUUAAACUUAUGCCGCAGAGUGAACCCUGCGCGGCGAUCUCUGCCGAUAAAUUACGUCGCAUUGUACAGUUACUAUAUAGCUAAUAAAGUCUUGAUUAAAGUUUCCCCUGUGUGAGAGCAUGCGCCGAAA
Messenger RNA from Vollenhovia emeryi, 750 nucleotides. RefSeq names its product NADH dehydrogenase [ubiquinone] 1 beta subcomplex subunit 5, mitochondrial (gene ND-SGDH). Bases 16 to 495 code for a protein of 159 amino acids. The transcript has 2 exons. The record is from RefSeq and is a predicted model, not a curated record. NCBI's taxonomy places the organism in Eukaryota, Metazoa, Arthropoda, Insecta, Hymenoptera, Formicidae.